Molecule: messenger RNA, 5317 nt
Organism: Mercenaria mercenaria
Lineage: Eukaryota; Metazoa; Mollusca; Bivalvia; Venerida; Veneridae
Exons: 4
Coding region: 515-4333 (1272 amino acids)
Biological process (GO): regulation of apoptotic process
Molecular function (GO): protein binding
Source: RefSeq, a predicted model, not a curated record
ACGUCGACUGAAAAUAAAAUGUAUGUGUUUAAAGUAAAUUAGAGAACGGACAACAGGACACCACCCGGCUAGUCCUGUUGGCUAAAUGUUGUUUUUAAUUCACUGGCAUAGAAUUAAUGCGAUUACAAAGCGUGCCGAACAUUCAUAAAUUACAAUAUGGGGAGAUUUGUAUAACUGCUGUUCUUGGUUUUUCAUUUUUGUCAUGUAUAUGCAUACGUAAAAGCACCUGUUAAAUCAUCACCACACGGUUAUGUUGGCUCAUGCGAUGAAUUUCAGUACAUAAAAGACUUCUUUUUCACAUAGCCACAGCUCCACAUUUAGAAUAAAUAUGGAAAUCUCUCGCUGUAUAUCUGCGUAUUUUCUAAGUUUGAUGCAUUCAAAGUGUAACACGUGGGAAACAGCUUUAAUGAAAAGCAAUUGGUACAUGGGAUAUUGGUUUCUUUUAUAUACGUGAUAGGAUACAGAAGAUUAGCUAAAAGUAGAAAUAAACAUUUUUAUUGAUAUCUUUAAAACAAUGGAGCUUGAAAGAAUACAUAGAAAGCUAUUGACAGAUAUAUCUGACCAGAUGGUUACUGACAGCAUGGAAUGUGAAAACUUCAUUGAGCAUAUGAAAACCUACGUUCCAACAGGAAUACUGGCUCAAAACAAGUCUUUACUUGGAAAAUUUGAGACUAUGGAAAGUAGGGGGCACUUAAAACCAGGACAUUAUGAGGAUCUGAAAAAGAUUUGUACUUCCAGUGGUAAUUUUGACAUCCUGGAGAUGGUGAAGGAGGCAGAAAGCAAAAUAGAACAACUUCAGCAAGGAACAAGUGACGGUAACUUGGAACAUGAGUCAGAUUGGAAAGAACCGCCUGUAAAGAAGAUGAAAUAUGCUGAUAUAGAAAAAGAUCUUCAGUCAGAUCUUAUUGAUUACUACAGGGAGAUUUGCAGUACAAUUCCAAUCUGUCCUUGUUUGGAAGAAGUUGAUGCUCCAUUGAUCAAAGUCUACACUCCACCAUUUCCACUUUACUUGCGUGAAACUGACAAGUUGAAGCAAAUAUUUGAACAAACGGAAGAACUAGAAAAUGAAACAAUAGAAACACCAUCAGUAGAUUCAUUAGAUAAGAUAUUUAACAAACAGUCAAAAGAAUGCAACAAAAUAUACUUAACUGCAGAACCUGGACUAGGUAAAACUUCUUUUACUAAAUGGUUAGCUCUAAAUUGGUGUCAAGCACAUAGCCCUGAGGACGAUGAUGUUUGCUAUUUUGAACAUAAUGACGUCAGUCAGAUGAAAAACUUUGAGUUUCUGUUUCUAAUAUUUCUCAGAGAAACAGAUGUAAAUGAAAGGCAUGUAGAUUCAAUGAUAACAAAUCAUAUUUUAAGCGCUUUAGGGAGACAUAGUGCGUACACAACCGAAGUUUUAACAGAGGUGCUUUAUCACAAAAAAUGUCUGAUAAUAUUAGAUGGACUGGAUGAAUGGUCCUUGUCUGACAUUCCUAGGCGGUCAACAAGAAAAAACUGUACAUAUUUGUCAACAUCGCGACCGUGGAAGUUUUGCAUGCUUCCCCUUGAUUCAACAAAAAUUGACCAGCACGUAUGCAUUGAAAAUGUAGCAAAAAUAUGUAAGGAAAAACUAGUGUCAAACGUAAUGUCACUUUUUGAGGAAAGAAGACUCUUAAGAUCCGAUAUUUCGAACCAAGUUGAAGCAUGCAAACUAUUUAAAAGGAAGCUUGAUGAAAUGAAAAUAACCCAUGUCUAUAACACUCCUGUCAUACUUGUACAACUGAUAACCUCGUGGAAUAUAAACAAAGAAAUUGGACAGUCGAAUUGCGAAAUUUACACUGGCAUCGUAGAUACAUUUUUCAGUAUUGCUGAGAAAAAGGUAAAGCUCCUUGCCAAGUUUAAAAAAGUGACUGCUUCAAACAUCAAUUGUUUUCACGAUUCGCCGUCCUGUGCUACAUAUUAUAAUCUAAUGAUCAGAUUAGGAAAAUUGGCAUUUGAAACAUUAUUUUGUGAACAAAAAGGACCUUCUCUUAUUUUCGGUAAAAAUGUUGCCUUGACUCAUUUACGAAGAGGCAAGAAAAUAUCAAGUGAAGAUACCCUUGCUACGUGUUUACAGACCGGGUUACUUUCAAUGCAAUCAUUCUACGUAAGAGCGAAGAUGAAAAUAGAUGCUUACUCAUUUUUUCACAAAACAAUCCAAGAAUUUUUUGCUGCACUUUAUAUACAGUCAGAGUACGCAGAAAAUGUUCGUAUCGAAGAUGCAAUAAUGAAAAGAUGUAAUUCCGUGUCCGCAGUUCUAGAGAUGGCGACUGUGUUCACAUUUCUGAGUGGCUUUGAUCUGACUACAGCAAGAGAGGUAUUACAAUCACUGCAAAGUAUAAUAAAUGAAGAUGAAAUGACCAAAGAUUACAGAUGCAGAUUCUUUCACUCGCGGGGUGAUAAAGAAUAUACACAGGUGAUGGCGAUCCAAAAUAUGAUAGUAAGCUGUUUAACAGAGAGUAUAAAAAAUGGACAUGUAGAACAGGGCCUACCGCUACAGGACAUAAUAAUUGACCCGAGGUGUGAGCAGGACUCCGACCCCUUAAAGACACUGGUUAACAUAAAUUCUAACACCAUAAAGUCUCUCGUUUUCGUUCGAAAGGCAGUGGGCCCUAGAUUAUCAAAUGAAUGGAUUUAUUUAGGAUUACCAGAAAUGCAAUCUGUAUGUAAAUUCCAGCUUACUGAAAUUCCGUUUGAUGAGCCUGAUUCGCUUUCUAGAGCACAAACACGUGCCUUAGUGCCAAAUGUAAUUGAUCAAAUGAUAGGACUGAAAACACAGCAACUUGAACUAUUGUAUUUACAUGCACAUGACAGUGUAGCGCAUAAUUCUAUAGAACGAUUUUUGUAUUUUGUUUCACAGCAAACACUUUUAAAGGAAGUUGACUUGAAAGUAAAAUGUUAUGAGCAUACAUUUACAACUUGCAAGGGAUUUCAGCUUGACCUGUGUCAGCAAGAACACUUACAAAAUCUUGUAUUGUCUGAUGUACCUGUUAACCAGUUACGGGUUAACGAAGGCUUAAAGAUACUUCGUCUAUAUAGUGUACCUUUAAUACAGAUACAACUCAAUGAAUACUUACAGAAUCUUUUUCUGUAUCACAUACCCGUAUCACAGUUACAACUGAAUGAACACUUAAAGGAGCUAAUACUCGAUGAUGUACCUGUAACAGAGUUACAUCUGAACAAACACUUACAGAGUCUUUCUCUGGAGAAAGUACCUGUAUCACGUAUACUAGUGAAUGAACAAUUACAGACACUUAGACUGCAGGAUGUAUCUUUAUCACAGUUACAACUAAAUGAUCACUUACAAAACCUUUCUCUGAUUAAGGUGAAUGUAUCACAAUUACACUUGAACAGACACUUAAAUCAGCUUUCAUUGGAGGAAGUACCUGUACAUCAGAUACAAUUGAAUGAACAUUUACAGAAGCUUAGACUGGAGGAUGUACCUGUAACAGAGUUACAUCUGGAUGAGCACUUACAUGAUCUUACACUGAGGAAGUUGUUUAUAUCACAGUUACAACUGAAUGAACAUUUACAGAGUCUUCACCUAUAUAAGGUUUCUGCAUCCGAGCUACACUUUAAUGAAGCGUUGCAGCGACUUUCUCUGCUGGAUGUAUCAGUAUCACAAUAUCAAGGUAACCUGUCAUCUCUGGAGUUCUGUAAUAUUUAUGAUUUACCUGCUGGUGCCGUUUCUGCCGUCUUCAGAUGUCUACCUGCAGCACCAAAACUGCAAAAAUUGGAAUGUGGUAUGCUAAAGUCUCCUGAUGUGACGACAGUGUUAGACACUAUUCCGCAGCUGUUAGAUCUGCAUCGCAUUGAACUGACAUUCAUGGACUUAGACGAAAGGUCACUUGUACUGCCAAAUAAUAUGGAACAUAUUGAGCACAUGCUGAUAGUAAGCGUAACAUUGACAAGUCGUGCAUUAAACAUUUUAGUAGAUAGAGUAAUGAAAUAUAAACAGUCUGUAAAAGUAGAGCUUAAAUUGUUGAUCGUGAAAGACGACACUAUUGGAGAUCAGCAGGAGACAAUCAAUCCAAGAAGCCCACCUUCAAAUUCAGAUAAUGCCGAUCUUUCCAGGUACAGCGGGACAAAGUUUGAAUUACUCAGUGUAGAAAUGAGUUCUAGGGCAUUCCGAAAUUUUGUCGAUACCUUGGAGAAAUGCAAGCGUCCAGUUGUAGUGUACAUAGAUUACAUUGACUCUAUAGAUGGUAUUAAAGGGGAGGGAAUCGAGUAUAUUAAAUCUUCACCUUCGUUUGUCGUCUCAUAUAAAUCCUUCACAGAAUUGGAGUUUAGGACUGUAGACCAGCAUGGUUGACAAUUGUUACUUUAGUUGUAAAACGAAAUAAAACGCUUUUAUGGCAGCUUGUGAUCGGUUACAAGUUAAAAGCACAUGGCCAUUAAUGGACAAUAUAUAUAUAAAGACGCCACUUCUGAAUUACUUGUAAGAACGAUUAUUAUUCACGUUUAUCAGCAUCUUCUUAAGUUCCAUUUGAAAUACUAUUAAUUUUUUCCAUUUCUUCAGUCCACGGGUAAAUUCAGUAUAAGCAUUUUGAUUAUCAUGCUUGGUUGUGUUCUAUGCUUGCAUAUGAUCUUGCACAAAUACUGAUACACACUCCUAACUUUAAAUAUCCAUGUGCCAAUGGCAGUGUUGUUUGCUUUGUUUUUGUACUUUUUAGCACAAAAAGAAUUUUAUUUACUUUUUGAUCUGUACAGAGAAUUCAGUUUUUGUAUGUUAUAUAGCAUUACAGUAUAAUCAUGAGUUCCAAUUUAACAUUGAAAAUAUAUAUGUUGUAUGUGUAUGUACAGUCUUGAUAUAAAUCUUUUAUUAUUAAAUAUCAUGGUGAUAUCUACAUAGAGUUUAAAAACUAUAAACAGCUACUGUUCUAUAAGUUUCCAAGUUAACAUGUGAUUGAAUUUUUACAGUAUUAUUUAACAAGUAUUGAAUGCUGAAGUGCAUAUGAUAUUAUAUGUCAAAACCAGCAUUAUCAAAUACUGACGAUUUUUGUCAAGUUAUGAAGCAUAGAAUGUUAAGUUUUGCUGAUGAGUCAGUAUAUUUUUUUUUGUUCGUACAUUAUGAUAUCAAAAGUUACUGCAAAAGUUACCUGCCAAAGGCUUUUUGCGAAUCUGUGUUAUUCUUGAUCUUUUAUAUAAGAUUCUAAUGGAAUUGUGGAGAGAGUUACUGUAAGCUCUAGAAGCUUUCAAUUCAAUCCACUUGUCUUGAUAUUUGUAUUGUAUGGAUGUUAUAUGUAUGGAUGUUAUAUGUCAUGUAUAUCUUGAUAAAUAAAUAUGUUUAAACCAA